Ogataea parapolymorpha DL-1 is the source of this 2193-nucleotide messenger RNA. RefSeq lists its product as uncharacterized. Gene Ontology annotation, molecular function: ATP-dependent H2AZ histone chaperone activity. Bases 1 to 2193 code for a protein of 730 amino acids. The transcript has a single exon. NCBI's taxonomy places the organism in Eukaryota, Fungi, Ascomycota, Pichiomycetes, Pichiales, Pichiaceae. Gene Ontology annotation, biological process: chromatin remodeling. Gene Ontology annotation, cellular component: Swr1 complex. The record is from RefSeq and is a predicted model, not a curated record.
AUGUCUAGCACCAACCCGAACCCGUCGUUCGAGGCUGGAGUGAGCACUCCAACGACUGAACACAAACUGAGCCGAUCUAAUAAUGUUAUUCUCAUUGAACAGUCAGAGGUGAUAGACAAGGAAGCAGCAUACAAACAACGUCUCAACCGACCGUUCAAAGUCAUACAACAUCUUCCAUUGUCACAGCAGGAACCAGAUUAUGAACGACUAGACAACCCCCUUUCGAUCAGAGAUUCCGCUACUCUGUAUAAUUCGCUUAUAGUGUCACGUCAUCACUGGCUUCAUAAUGUGUUCAAGACAUUUUGGACUAGACGAGAGCAAUAUAUGACUCCUGCAGACGGCCGCAAGAAGGACCGACUUAGCAAGAUGUGCGACAUGAAGCUUGUUGCCGGACCGCAUACUUUUGAGAUACGGCUAUUUAUUCUGAAAGAGGAAGAGAAGGAAAAGCGGUAUUUUGAAGAGUUGGAACGCAGAAGAGAGGAAAGACAAAAACUUCGAGAUGAAAGGCUAGGCAAACCUUGUGAUCCGGCCAAAAUCAACACUGCAACGCCAGUCAAAAAGGAACCUGCUGUUAUUGCCCCACCACCCAAGGUUGUCAAGCCACUGCCACCUCCUGCUUCUCCCCAGCCAGCACCGCCAAAACCAGCUGAGGACGGGAAGUCUAACGAUCUAAUGGCCAAUCCCGAAAAUGCAAUGAUGAUUCAAAACCUGAAUCUCAUUGCCCGCUCAGAUCCACACCUCAGCUCUUUAAUGAAAAUUGUCGCAUCUGGUAACGCUUCCGGUGAUCAGAUAGCAGAAUUUCAACGCUAUAUUCAGAGAGCUCGUCAAAUGGGAAAUCCAGCAAGCUAUUACCAAAAAAUUCAACAACAAAACGAGGAUAGACAAAAUGUUCUUCGUAGAAGCCAGGAGUCUGUGAACGGCGAACGCAGACAGCUUACUAGAGAGGAAAGGGAACGUCUAAAGCAAGAAGAAAAGGAGAGGAAAGCCAGGGAAAAGGAAGAAAAGAAGAAGAAAAAGCAGCUGCAGAAAGAGCAGGAGAGAUUGGAGAAGGAGAGAGAAAGACAAGAACGCAAAGAACGCAAGGCCCGGUUAGAAAGAGAACGCCAGGAGCGGCAAAAAUUGAACCUCGGACCUAUAGAUUUUGGCGACGAAUUUGAAAUGGACAAGGAACGAGAAAGAAGAGAGAAGAGAGAGAAAAAGAGACAGGAAGAGAAAGCGAAACUGGAGAAGUUGCUUGCUGGAGACGACCGGCUAACGGCUUUUCAAGAGAGAUACACAAAGGACGCUACCCUGAUUAUUGAGUUUCACGAAAAUAAUUCCUCCAGAUUUUAUUUCCCCAAGGACUCAAUCAUCGAAAUUAUUGACGAAAGGGACAAAGCUAAUGAUGAGAACAAUGACCAUCCGGAGGACGAUAACUCAAAAGAAAGUUCGCUCAAACCAGCAGUGUCUGCAUCUCCUCCUCCUUCAGCAUCAUCUUCAGACUUGUCAAAAAAAUACAGGAAAUUGUUUGUUGAAUUACUAAUUUCUUUUGUAAUGGUUCACAAUCAGUCGGAGAUCGAUGCCUAUGAAUUGCGCAAAAAGAGGGAGGAAGAAGAAAAACUUAGAGCACAAAAGGAAAUGGAAGAACGAGAAAAACAGUCAGAGGGGAGUGUUGAGAUAAAGGAGGAGGACGAAGAGAAUGGGGAAAUUGAGAACGAAGAAGCUGAAGAAGCGGGCGAUAAAAAGAAGUCCACCAAAAAGAAGAGAAAGGCUAAACGGAACUGGGGACCCGCGAAAAGACAAACUAGAACUUCCAAACAGGUGAAUGACGAGGAUUUGGAACCUCAGGAUUAUGGAGAUGAAGAUGUCAAGCCUGUCCCAAUAUACUCAACUAGCACUUUGAGAUUAGUGGAAGUUCCCUACAAGUUUGCAGAAUUAAUCAAAAACAGCGCUAAUCCGCUUCCAGAGGUUCAGCAGAAGAUGAAGGAGAUUUUUGCAACUGGCCAGAGGCUUACCAAGUACCAUGUCUGGUACCGGCUUGACGGCCUUAAGGACGAACUGCUGGCUGAGACUUUGCGUUUCAACUUGAACCGCCUCGAAUACAUCAGUGGAGGUGGUAAAUUGAAAGGAAAGGCGAUGUUGAAGCGGAUCGUUGAAAAGUCUGGUUCCGAGGCUGAAGUUAGCAAUAAACGGCAACGGCGAUCUCAAGUUUGA